AGUCAUUGAGUUGACAGACCCGUCAAGCGCACGAGUGGAACACGUUAUACGGUCUCGAAAAGACAAUUCAAGACACAGGCCAGGCUACUAAGACUGCCUGAAGCAUGGGUAAGCGCAAGAAGUCCAGCAGGCAGCCAGCGCAACCCAAAAAGAAGGAACCAUUGCCUACAACAUUUGCCUGCCUUUUCUGCAACCACGAAAAUUCCAUCGUCGUGAAACUGGAUAAGAAGCUUGGUCUAGGGAAUCUAUCUUGCAAAGUCUGUGGACAACGAUUCCAAACAGGCAUUAAUUAUCUCUCUGCUGCUGUUGACGUAUACUCGGAUUGGGUGGAUGCUUGCGACGCCGUUGCUAAGGAUACCGCCACAAAGUACGAAGAGAGUGAUGUCCGUGUUAGACGCUCAAACGAUUUUACUACUUCUGCCAACACUCGAGACACCGGAUUUGAGGAUACAGAUCGCGUCGACGCAUAUGCUGAUGAUUACUGACUAUGAUUAGAGCAUUCCGCAGCGUACAAUGUGAAGGCUCAAAGAAUUUUCCGCGUCAUGAUAUUUGAUGGAGAAUACUAUACCUUAUAUACUGUGUUAAUGGAAUCCUCCACUAACAUGGCUAUAAUAGAGAACUCUACAAGAUUCUGAUCCAAUGAUGGACAGUGUUCUAGGACCCGGAGUCUCUACUUGUUGGCUACAGCGUAUAAUAUCGAUCACCGAAAUCACCGAGCCCUGGGAUGAUGUAUCUAGAAUAACCAUU
Molecule: messenger RNA, 747 nt
Organism: Aspergillus sclerotioniger CBS 115572
Lineage: Eukaryota; Fungi; Ascomycota; Eurotiomycetes; Eurotiales; Aspergillaceae
Product: transcription elongation factor 1 family protein
Exons: 4
Coding region: 105-485 (126 amino acids)
Biological process (GO): transcription elongation by RNA polymerase II
Cellular component (GO): transcription elongation factor complex
Molecular function (GO): RNA polymerase II complex binding
Source: RefSeq, a predicted model, not a curated record